UGAGAAAGCAAUCUAUUCAGUAACUGUUCAUAUGUCAAAAAGUGUGAACAGGAUGAUGUUCCAGCUUCUCGAAAAAUCGUUACUUUACCCGCUUUGCUCAGUGGCGGGGGUUAUCACCGGUCACUGAUCAAGUGAUGGACGGCCGUCGCAUUUUCUCUUUCCUUAUCCUUUUUGCCUCGCUGUUGGGAUGAAACUGUAACUACGAAUCAACGAUCGCCAUGGCUGACUUUUGCUGAUUAUCUCUUCUCGCACCACUCACCAACCACUCAAUCCACGCACAGCUUCAGUGGGAAUGCAGAUGAUCACCUUGCCAUGAUCGAUUCUGUAGCCGUGAAGAGUCUCGCCAUGUGGUUCUCCAUGGAGCCUCGUUCUUUGACCUUCUCUUGCUCCGGUUCUCUGUUUUCUCCAUGCACUAGCCAUCGCUUUCUAAUCUCGCGAAAGUGCCCUCUGCGAGUGUGCGUUCGCAAGAGGAGGUCGAUCCGUUGCGUUUCCUGCAAGCCCUCGUCGCCAGGAGAUUCCUCCUCUUCGCCUAAUUUUGGCCUCGUCUCCACAACAGAGUGUUCUGAUGGUAGUGUCCUUUUUCGCUUCGGUGAUGUGAGGGAAGCGACGAGGGUGGAUGUUGAAAUGGUGGAAUUGGAAGGUACUGGUGACGAUGUUGAUCAAGUUGCUUCCACAAGUUUCUCCAGUGACCACAAGAAAGAAGUUGCAGGCAGUAACGAUGUUGAUCAAGUUGCUUCCACAAGUUUCUCCAGUGACCACAAGAAAGAAGUUGCAAGCAGUAACUUCAACUAUACUACAAAAGAGAAAGCUGAAUCCCGUUUAGUAGCUGAAUGUAGAUGGGGCUCACCUGAACUGAUUGAUGAGGAGAUAGUUUCAACUAGAGGAGAUCAUUCGGGUAUGGCAGAAAUUGCGUCUUUUGAAAGUCCUCAAUCAAUUGCGACAACGUUGGAAGAUGCUCGAUCCAAUGUGGCAACAAGUGAUUCCUUUGGUCCUACUCCUGAUUAUGUACCUAGAAUAAGUAGCGAGGGAGGAUUGAUGGAGACUAUCGAGCAAGAGCCUCCCCCUUCAAUUGGUCUUUCUGAGCCUAAUGAUGUCGUAAGUUUGGAAACCAUUAGUAUCGGCAAGAAUUGUCAUGAUGCUUCUCUUACUACUGAUUUGAAGUCACAUCCCACAAAGGACAUGGAAAACGUGAGUGAUGUCGAGGAAGUUUUGGAACUGAAGACUGUGGAUGAAGAUAUAGCCCCAGCCUCAUCUAAAGCUGACUCAUUAGUUGAAGUGUCUAGUGAUAGUCCCUCUGAGGAAAGUAUCCAGGAAAAUGUUCUAACGGAUGGUACAAGGACUGCUACUGCUCUGGAAAAAGUGGAUAUGUCAAUCAAAAGUUUGAGUGCUGAGGAUAGUGCACAGAUUGAGACAAUGCUGGCUUCAGCUUCAUCAGAGGUUGAAUCUUUAAUGAAUGAGAAAGUUGGCAAUGUUGCCACGAGUAUAGCUCCCGAUGUAAAUAAGAGUGAAAGCUUGGAAGGGGUAUAUGAUAGUAUGCUCUUCAAUCAAGAUGAAUCACUUGAGCUUAACUCGCAUAAUAUUCAACUUGGAGAAACGCCAGCAGUCAGUGGGGAAGAACAGGAGUCUGCCAAAAGUAGUGAUGAGAGGGAAGAAAUCUCGAGGACAGAAUUUUGCCUUUAUCCGGGUGCUGCUUCACUACCUCAUCCCUCUAAGGUGUUGACAGGUGGAGAGGAUUCUCAUUUCAUCACUAACAGGAGCUGGCUAGGUGUUGCCGAUGGAGCUGGCAAGUGGUCUAUUGAAGGAACUAAUGCCGGAUUAUUUGCCCAAGGAUUGAUGGACAACUGCAGAGAGAUAGUAUCCGCCAGCGAGAGCAAUGCUGUAACUGAUCCUGUCGGUGUGAUAAUUAGAGGUGCUGCAGCAACACAAUCUAUAGGAUUGUCUACAGUUUUGGUCGCAUGCUUUGAUGGCCAGGUCUUGCAUGUGGCAAAUAUAGGAAACUCAGGGUUUAUCAUAAUUAGAGAUGGCAUGAUCUAUAAGAAAUCUUCUCCGAUGGCUUAUGAGUUCAAUUUUCCCGUGCUGAUAGAAGGAGGAGAUUCUCCCUCUGAGCUUAUCGAGUGUUACAGCAUUGAGUUGGAUGAGGGCGACGUGGUUGUGUCUGCAACUGAUGGUCUCUUCGACAAUCUCUACGAGCAAGAAAUAGCUUCAGUCGUCCGCAAGUCCUUGCAAUCCCGUUUAAGUCCUCAGGACAUGGCAGAAAUAUUGGCUACUAGAGGACAGGAGAUGGGGCAAUCAAAAUCUGCAAGGACUCCGUUUGCAGAUGCAGCCCAUGCAGCUGGUUAUGUUGGUUAUACUGGCGGCAAGCUGGAUGAUGUUACUGUGGUCGUGUCCAUGGUCGAGAAGAGAUCUAGCUCUCGGCUGUAGGACGAUUUUUCUCUUUGAAUUAAGACGAUGACAGUUCAAACUCCUCUUUGUGCUCCUGCGUGAUCCUUUUUCCCGGGCUGUAUUUAUCUUGAUCUGAGGAAACAGUUUGUGCAGUAUCAAUAGGAAAAUGUCCAAUAUCAUCCUUUCUGGG
Molecule: messenger RNA, 2572 nt
Organism: Rhodamnia argentea
Lineage: Eukaryota; Viridiplantae; Streptophyta; Magnoliopsida; Myrtales; Myrtaceae
Product: probable protein phosphatase 2C BIPP2C1
Exons: 9
Coding region: 313-2421 (702 amino acids)
Source: RefSeq, a predicted model, not a curated record